Messenger RNA from Ustilago hordei, 846 nucleotides. RefSeq lists its product as uncharacterized. Gene Ontology annotation, biological process: translation. Gene Ontology annotation, cellular component: ribosome; mitochondrion; small ribosomal subunit. Gene Ontology annotation, molecular function: structural constituent of ribosome. The coding region runs from base 1 to 846 and encodes 281 amino acids. NCBI's taxonomy places the organism in Eukaryota, Fungi, Basidiomycota, Ustilaginomycetes, Ustilaginales, Ustilaginaceae. The transcript is spliced from 2 exons. The record is from RefSeq and is a predicted model, not a curated record.
AUGGCCUCUAGAUCAGCCAACGCUGCCCGCUCGCUUGUAGCUGUGGUAAGCGCUGCCACUCGUACAUCAAGUCGAAUCGCAGCACCCGUGGCCAGAAGGUUAAGCACCUCAUGCAGCCGCUCAAAUGCAUCAACCUCGUCUUCAGUAACAGUGGAUCAGCUUGGCAAAUCAUCACAACCACUUCCACACAGCAGCAGCAUUCCAUCAUCCAGCACCGACGGCGAGGCUGUUGCGGCUACUCAGGAGGAAAAGCAAUUCGUCUUGCCCAACUGCCUUCUGCCCACCGAAGCGCUUGCUCAAACUCACGGCGUUCACGUCGCAACCCUCCACCUUCGCUGCUACGCCGAUGGCUUGUCGAACCUCGAGCUCUUUGCCGACUUUGCCCGACGAGCUGCUUUUGCUAUCGGCAUUUCUGCUAGCGGUGUUGCCUGUCUCCCCACACGCACAUCACUCUGGACUGUACCAAGAUCACCAUUCGUUCACAAAAAGUCGCAGGAGAACUUCUGGAGGAAGACACACUCACGAGCUAUCAAGCUGUUCGAUGCCAACGACCAGGUCGUGGACCGAUGGCUCCACUUUUUGCGCAUUCACGCCUUGCCAGGUGUAGGUCAGAAGGCUGAGCUUUUCCGAUACCACGAGUUGGGUGUGGGCAGCAAGCUGAUGGAGGAGGCCAAGGCUCUGCGACGCACUUCAAGUUCUUCAACAUCUAAGGAGUCAUCAAAGAAGGAUAUGGCUGUUGCGGACUCUUCCGCUCCAGAGGGGUCGAGUGCAGAGAGCAUCAAGAAGAUUGCAGAUGAAAUUGUCGAGAAGGAGAUGGCGCAAGAGGAAUCGACGGAACAGAAGUGA